This is a messenger RNA of Bactrocera latifrons, 1520 nucleotides long. Its product is annotated as TOX high mobility group box family member 4-B. Gene Ontology annotation, cellular component: nucleus. Gene Ontology annotation, biological process: regulation of transcription by RNA polymerase II. The record is from RefSeq and is a predicted model, not a curated record. The transcript has 2 exons. Gene Ontology annotation, molecular function: chromatin DNA binding. Bases 144 to 1127 code for a protein of 327 amino acids. Lineage: Eukaryota; Metazoa; Arthropoda; Insecta; Diptera; Tephritidae.
UUUGACAUUUCUCAUAUUCCUCAAGCCUCGAAGAGAUCAAUGAAAAAAUAGUAUUUUAGCUUCGUUUCAUUUUUUAUAGUUUGUUGCUUGUUAAUAAAUAAACAAUUAACAUAGCAACCAAAAUCGACGCAGGGCGUGUGAGAAUGAAUGCGCAGUUCCAUACACCAUCAUUCGGAGACGAGGUAAUAUUCGAUUUGCCAGACAACGAAACGGAUUGCGACACUAUAAGUAAAGUUCAAGGUGGUGCAGAAAUUUACGCCCCUAGUAGCGUUAUAAAUCAACAGCAGCAGGAAGUAGGAUUAUUUCAUCAACAGCAUUUUAAUACAAAGAGAAUUCGUAGCAUGGAUGUGUCUCUGGAUGAGUACCAUAGCGCCAAUGAUGAAUCCUUUGCGAAUACCGCGUAUGCGGUAUCUCCAACUAAAAACGCACAAAACACACCAACAGCAACACUAGCUGCACGUAAGCAGCUAACGCCAACAGCUACGGAUGCCAAUGAGCCCGCUAAACCGCUGUCAGCAUACGGACUAUUCUUUCGUGAUACUGUUAGCGCAAUAAAACAACAAAAUCCCAACUGUACUUUUCAAGAGUUGUCGCGCAUCGUCUCAUCUAUGUGGGAGGCACUAGAUGUGAAUCAUAAACAUGUUUAUAGCAAAAAACAUGAAGCAGCGCAGGCGGAAUAUAUGAAACAUAUGCGCAUAUAUCGUGAACAACAGGAUGAACAACAGCAACAAUUAGCAAAUAAUGUUGCUAUUGCACCGACACCCGCUCUACAAACCAAACCGGCUGUUUUCACAAUAUCGCGCUACAGUACGGACGGCAGCAGUAACAAUAACAUUGCCAAUAAUAUGGCCUGCAACAGUGAAACAAACGUAAGUGCCGCACCGGUGCAGGUAGCAGCGCCUACUGCUGAAGUAAAUAGUGCAGCGAACGAACCACCGCAGCCACAGAUUCAAAUGCUCAGUGAAGCAGGUGCUGUGCAGAAAUGCACACGAGAGAAUUGCAAUAAACGCGCCAUCAUUAAUCCCGAUUGGGAAGAUGAAUAUUGCAGCAAUGAGUGCGUCGUCAUACACUGUCGCAAUGUGUUCAACGCGUGGGUGCAAUCGAAUCUGGAGUCGCGCAAGCAAUAACAGCGGGCUUAUUGUAGUGGCGGCACUGCGCGAAAGUAAAACUCUUCUUUCAGAAACGUUUAACCAAUAAUGGUAGUAUGGAGCGUCUCAAAUUAAAGGAGAGCAACAUAAAAAUUUUAGUCUGAAAAAUAUUUUGCACUAACUUAUUGCGCACCAUUAAACUGCUGUAGACUUCAAAACUGCCUAGUCCCAGGCAGUGCUAUCACUUUGAAUUUUAACUAUUUUAUUAUUUAUAUUCAAACUGUAAGAUAAGUUUUCGAAAAGUAAUUUCGGAUUAUUUAACUGUCCUAAGCUUUCCAUCAAAUCUUAUUAUAUUGACUUUUCUGUAAGCUAGUUUUAAGUUUAGCGUGCGUACGUACAUAUAUAAGGACAUUUGUAUGUCACAACGCAAAA